This is a messenger RNA of Antrostomus carolinensis (chuck-will's-widow), 2709 nucleotides long. RefSeq names its product CWC22 spliceosome associated protein (gene CWC22). Gene Ontology annotation, molecular function: protein binding; RNA binding. NCBI's taxonomy places the organism in Eukaryota, Metazoa, Chordata, Aves, Caprimulgiformes, Caprimulgidae. The coding region runs from base 1 to 2709 and encodes 902 amino acids. The record is from RefSeq and is a predicted model, not a curated record. Gene Ontology annotation, cellular component: catalytic step 2 spliceosome. Gene Ontology annotation, biological process: mRNA splicing, via spliceosome. The transcript has 19 exons.
AUGAAGAGCAGGGUGACACAAGUGAAUCAUGGUUCCAGUUAUGAAAGGAAGGAAAACUACAGUUCACGCCAAAGAAGUUUGUCUCCAGAGGACAGGGAUAUAGAGCGUGACAGGUCUCCAUCUCCCAGAAAGAGAAGACACUCUGAUGACAGCAGAUACGAUCAGGAAUAUUCAAGAAGGGAAUAUUAUGAUGACAGAACUUCAGAAGGAAGAAGGAUGGAAAGGGGGAGAGAAAGAUACCAUGAAAAAUGGGAGGAGAGAGAAUCUGAUCGAAGGAAGCAGAGAAGAUACUCAUCACCUGAUCGUAGGAGUCCAGAGAGGUCAACAGGCCAGAGCUCACUUGCUCAGGAUGAGACCACUCCGAAGAAGAAGAAAGAAGAAGUGGAUCCAAUCCUUACUCGCACAGGUGGUGCAUAUAUUCCACCUGCCAAGCUCAGGAUGAUGCAAGAGCAAAUCACUGAUAAAAAUAGCUUGGCAUAUCAGAGGAUGAGUUGGGAAGCCUUGAAGAAGUCGAUCAAUGGUCUUGUCAAUAAAGUGAAUGUUUCUAAUAUAGAAAAUAUCAUUCAUGAGCUCCUUCAGGAAAAUAUUGUUCGUGGAAGGGGAUUGCUAUCUAGAUCCAUUUUGCAAGCUCAGAGUGCCUCUCCAAUUUUCACCCAUGUUUAUGCAGCCCUUGUGGCAAUUAUCAAUUCAAAGUUUCCAAAUAUUGGUGAAUUGAUUCUCAAGAGGUUGAUACUAAAUUUUCGCAAAGGAUAUCGCAGAAAUGAUAAGCAACUCUGUCUAACAUCUUCAAAAUUUGUUGCACAUUUGAUGAAUCAGAAUGUGGCUCAUGAGGUUUUAUGUUUGGAAAUGCUCACUUUGCUGCUUGAAAGACCUACUGAUGACAGUAUUGAAGUAGCAAUUGGAUUCAUUAAAGAGAGUGGGCUCAAAUUAACCGAAGUUUCUCCUAGAGGUAUUAAUGCAAUCUUUGACCGUCUUCGACACAUUCUGCAUGAAUCUAAAAUUGAUAUGCGUGUUCAGUAUAUGAUAGAAGUCAUGUUUGCUGUACGGAAGGAUGGCUUCAAGGAUCAUCCAAUUAUUCCAGAGGGAUUAGAUCUAGUGGAAGAAGAGGAUCAGUUUACUCAUAUGUUGCCAUUAGAAGAUGACUACAACCCGGAGGAUGUCCUUAAUGUUUUCAAGAUGGAUCCAAACUUUAUGGAAAAUGAAGAGAAAUACAAAAUGCUGAAGAAAGAAAUCCUUGAUGAAGGUGAUAGUGAAUCUGAAGCAGAUCAAGAGGCUGGAAGUAGUGAGGAAGAUGAAGAUGAUGAAGAGGAGGAUGAAGAUGGUCAGAAAGUUACUGUCCAUGACAAAACAGAAAUUAACCUGGUCUCCUUCCGUCGUACAAUUUAUCUUGCUAUUCAGUCAAGCUUAGACUUUGAAGAAUGUGCUCACAAAUUGCUGAAGAUGGACUUUCCUGAAAGUCAGACUAAAGAACUCUGCAAUAUGAUACUUGACUGCUGUGCUCAGCAAAGAACAUAUGAGAAAUUCUUUGGGUUACUAGCAGGGCGUUUCUGCAUGUUAAAAAAAGAAUAUAUGGAAUCCUUUGAAGCUAUUUUCAAAGAACAAUAUGAUACCAUUCAUCGUUUGGAAACAAACAAACUGAGGAAUGUUGCCAAGAUGUUUGCUCAUCUGCUGUACACCGAUUCAAUUCCUUGGAGUGUCCUUGAAUGUAUAAUACUGAGCGAAGAAACUACCACAUCCUCCAGUAGGAUUUUUGUCAAAAUAUUCUUUCAGGAACUCAGUGAAUAUAUGGGACUUCCUAAUCUAAAUGCAAGAUUAAAAGAUGAAACGUUGCAGCCUUUCUUUGAGGGAUUAUUGCCUCGGGAUAACCCAAGAAACACUCGCUUUGCCAUCAAUUUCUUCACUUCUAUUGGCCUUGGAGGACUAACGGAUGAAUUACGGGAGCAUCUUAAAAAUGCACCAAAGAUGAUAAUGACACAGAAACAAGAUGUUGAGUCAUCAGAUUCCUCUUCAUCUUCAGAGACAGACUCUUCCUCAGAUUCUGAUUCUGACAGCAGCAGUAGUAGCUCAGACUCAUCCAGCAGCAGUGACUCCUCGUCUAGCAGUGGCAACAGCAGUGACUCAGAUGUUCAUAAGGCCAAAAGAAAGAGAAUGCAAAAGAAAAAUAGAGAACCUGAUAAAGUUUCCAGGAAAAAACAAGAAAGUAAAAGGAAAUCUCUUGAAAAGAAAAUGGGAAGGAGACAGCAAGAGGAAAGAAGUGAUACCGAGAGCAAAUCAGAAAGAAAUCACCAACAUUUGAGGGAGUCGCACAGGAGAGAUGAUGUAUCAAAAUAUCAUCACAGAGAUGAGUCCAAUGGCAGAGACGGUUACCGUAGUGGAAAGGAUAGAAACCAUGAAAGAAGUAAGGAUCUAGAAAAUAAACACAGUAAUUCAAAACCAAAGAAAGCAGAGAGGAGAGCUUCUUUGUCUGAUGAUGAAAGUUAUAGACACUGGAGCAAGGAUCAUGAACAUCGGAGUAAAAAAAGAGAAAGGUCAAAAUCCAGAGAAAGAGCCCGUAAUAAUUCAAGUCCGAGAGAGGAGGAACAAGAAGACCGAUACAGAAAUGGUUCAGAGAAACACAGAGAGAAGUACAACCGUUAUCCUGACCAGUACAGAGAAUCCAGAAGGAACGAGGACAGACGAAGGGAGAAUUCCCCGCACAGACGAAAAUAG